Molecule: messenger RNA, 1512 nt
Organism: Acanthosepion pharaonis
Lineage: Eukaryota; Metazoa; Mollusca; Cephalopoda; Sepiida; Sepiidae
Source: the annotation of a GenBank genome assembly
AUGGAUGAUGAAGAGAUCAAAGUUGAUAAUCACGAUAACUACGAGAUGGACAGCGGGGAUGAAGAGGUCCCCAAAAGCCGCCAGGGUUCAGACCUCAGCGACAACCAAAGUGAAGGAGAGGAGAAGACAGUAAGACCAACGCUGACCCCUGCGUCUUCUCAAAUAUAUAGCAGAUCCCCAACUUCACCCUCACCACUGACUGGCCACGUACACUCCCCUUUGACCCCACAUGCGCAUCAUCUACAUUUGAACAAUCAUUUAAAUCUCCAAUUACAUAAUAAUAAUAAUAAUAAUAAUAAUAAUAAUGGCCAUCGCCAACACCCCCACAUCUACCCGGCUAUGUCACCACCGCGCACUAGCCAACACCAUCGACACCAUCAUCACCAUCACCACCACCACCACCACCUGCUGCCGCACCACCAUUCGUCCAAUAGUAAUAACAAUAAUAAUUCACCCCAACAUAGCCCUAGCCAUGACAAUAGCAGUAGUAGCAACAACAUGAGUAGUCACUCUCCGCCGCCGAUGUCUGCACAACCUCUGGCGUUAUCUCUUUCGCCGCCCACGUCGCAUCUCCAUAACAACCACAACAACAGUAAUAGCCACCACCACCAUAGCCACCACCAUCACAACAACAGUAACGACUCCUCCUCUUCCGUCUCCUCCUCCUCCUCUUCCGCCUCCUCCUCCUCCUCCUCCUCCCGGCUCCGCCAGUCGCACCUACUGGAAGCUGAUGUUGAAGAGAAUAGCAGCGACGAAAACAUGUCGACGACGUGCAGCAAAGCUGGAGACGACGUCCUUGAUGUUGACGUCGACGUCGACGUUGGUGGCGGGGGAGACUUUCUGAAACUUGGCGCUGGCCGCACCAGCGCUCUCUGCAACACUAACAACAACAUUAACAAUAACAACAACAACAACAACAACAACCCUAGCCACCACCCUCUCAGCAACAGCAACAACCACCCGAAUGGCAUGACCAUCGGCUCUCUGGUCCCGAACGUCAUUGGCGGCGUCGGAUCCAUAAUCCAUAGCGGCGGUGGAAGCGGUGGCGGCGGUGGUCCUAAUGUUGGUAACGGUGUCAAUGAAAGCGCCGGUGUCGGUUCCAACUACGAGGAUCGUCUUUUGGUACCGAAGAGCAAGACGCAAAGCAAGAAGAAGAACGGUGAACAAAAGAUUAUUCGCUUGAAUAUCAACGCCAGGGAGCGAAGGAGGAUGCACGAUCUGAACGACGCAUUGGACGAGCUACGAGCCGUUAUUCCCUACGCACAUUCUCCAUCGGUCCGUAAGCUCUCCAAAAUCGCCACCCUCUUGCUGGCUAAGAACUACAUCUUGAUGCAGGCCAACGCCCUGGAAGAAAUGCGAAGAAUGAUCGCCUACAUGAAUCAGACAGCGCCGACCCCAACUUGCCUGGACGCUUAUGCCGCCUUUGGGCGGUUGCCCACCGACAUGAGCCCCGCUGAGAAAUGUACGUCUGUGUACACGCGGUCUGCCCAUCACAAGAAGUCUGGUGGGUGA